AUGCGGUCGCCACUCUUUCUCUCAUUUGCGGCGACAGUGCUGGCUGCGACGCCUGCCGAAUGGCGCUCGCAGUCAAUCUACUUUUUACUCACCGACCGGUUUGCCCGCACCGACAACUCGACAACCGCCGAAUGUGAUACUAGUGCAAAGUACUGCGGCGGGACAUGGCAGGGAAUCAUUAACCAGCUGGACUACAUCCAGGGGAUGGGCUUCACAGCCAUCUGGAUCACCCCAGUGACUGCCAAUCUCGAGGAUGGGCAGCAUGGGGAGGCAUACCAUGGGUACUGGCAGCAGGAUAUAUAUGCGUUGAACCCGCACUUUGGCACUCAAGACGACCUCCGAGCACUGUCUGACGCGCUGCACGACCGGGGAAUGUACCUUAUGGUCGACGUGGUUGCCAAUCAUUUUGGCUACGACGCCCCGGCCGCGUCGGUCGACUACAGCGCCUUCAACCCCUUUAACUCGGCAGACUACUUCCACACUCCCUGCGAUAUUACGGACUACGACAACCAGACCCAGGUCGAGGAUUGCUGGCUGUACACCGACGCUGUCAGUCUUCCAGAUGUCGAUACCACCAACGAGGAGGUCAAGGAGAUUUGGUACGACUGGGUGGGUGACCUUGUGUCUGACUACUCUAUCGACGGCCUUCGCAUCGACACCGCUCGACACGUACAGAAGGACUUCUGGCGCGACUACAACGAUGCCGCGGGCGUGUACUGCGUCGGCGAGGUCUUCCAGGGCGAUCCCGAUUACACAUGCGGGUACCAGGAGGUUAUGGACGGGGUGCUGAACUAUCCCAUCUACUACCCCCUGUUGCGCGCUUUCAGCUCCACAUCUGGCAGUCUCAGUGAUCUAGCCAACAUGAUCGAAACGGUAAAGUACACCUGCUCAGACGCUACCUUGCUGGGCAACUUCAUCGAGAACCACGAUAACCCACGCUUUGCCUCGUACACCGACGACAUCUCCCUCGCCAAGAACGUCGCCGCCUUCGUGAUCCUCUCCGACGGGAUCCCCAUCAUCUACGCCGGUCAAGAACAGCACUACUCCGGCGCAGGAGACCCGGCAAACCGUGAGGCGACCUGGCUCUCCGGAUACGACUCGACGAGCGAGCUGUACCAGUUCAUUUCGAAGACGAACCAGAUCCGGAAUCAUGCGAUCUGGCAGAAUGAGACCUACCUGUCUUACAAAAACUAUGCUAUCUACAACGAAAACAACGUCCUUGCCAUGCGCAAAGGAUUCGACGGGUCGCAGAUCAUCACAAUCCUUACGAACGCUGGCGCUGACGCUGGUUCAUCGACUGUCUCGGUUCCGAACACCGGGUUCACAGCUGGUGCGGCAGUCACUGAGAUCUAUACCUGCGAGGACAUUACAGUCUCGGGCAGCGGUGAAGUGUCAGUGCCUAUGGAGAGCGGCUUGCCGAGGGUUCUGUAUCCGAAGGCGAAGCUGGAAGGGAGCGGGAUUUGCGGCCUGUAG
Messenger RNA from Aspergillus nidulans FGSC A4, 1473 nucleotides. Its product is annotated as protein amyA. Gene Ontology annotation, cellular component: extracellular region. The transcript has 8 exons. The coding region runs from base 1 to 1473 and encodes 490 amino acids. The record is from RefSeq and is a predicted model, not a curated record. Gene Ontology annotation, biological process: carbohydrate metabolic process; carbohydrate catabolic process. Gene Ontology annotation, molecular function: calcium ion binding; alpha-amylase activity; cation binding. Lineage: Eukaryota; Fungi; Ascomycota; Eurotiomycetes; Eurotiales; Aspergillaceae.